AUCGGUGGGAUAAUGUCUCACAUCGUUUACCACUUACAUAAAAUUCAAUUUAAGGAGCAUCCCUCUCUAAAACCUUCUGACUUACCACUUGUGAUAACCAAAUUCUACCAACACAUCCUUGCCUUGUCCUUUGCUGUGAAGGAGAUCAAUGAGGACUUCCAGAUCUUACCUAACAUCACUCUUGGGUUCCACAUCUAUGAUAGUUAUCAUAAUCCAAGGAUGACCUAUCGCACCACUGUGGACCUGCUUUUCAAAUCCCAGGAAUUUGUCCCUAACUACAAAUGUGAUAGCCAGAAGAAUCUCAUGGCCAUCAUUGGGGGACUAAGUCCUGAUACAUCAUCUUAUAUAAAUGAACUUGUAGGUUUCUUCAAGAUUCCACAGCUGACCUAUGGCUCAUUAGCCCAAGAGGAAUUUCAGAGCAAUAAGCGAUCUUCACUUUAUUUCAUGGUCCCAAAAGAGGACCAUCAGCACAUUGGGAUUGUCCAACUGCUUCAUCAUUUCAGCUGGACAUGGAUUGGGAUUUUUGCUGUAGAUAACAACAAUGGAGAAAAUUUCUUACAGGAAUUGGAGCCCCUACUUUCACAGAAUGGCAUCUGCUCAUCAUUCAUUCAAAGGCUUUCACAACUCAUCAACCUGGCAGACUUCAAAGAAAUUUAUCUCCAAGUUUGGAGCAUUUCCAUUAAUUUGAUGAAUAGCAAAGCCAAGACAUUUCUUGUCUAUGGAGAAUCAUUGACCAUAAUGACUCUCAGAGGUGUCACAUUUCUGGAAGAUUCUGGAAAUAAGACAACUGCAUUACUUGGAAAGGUGUGGAUCAUGACUGCACAGAUUGAUUUUACGCUCUCGGGCCUUCAAAUCACGUGGGAUCUCCAGAUGUUCCAUGGGGCUAUUUCCUUCACAGUUCAUUCAAGAGCAGUUGCAGGUUUCAAGGAAUUUCUUCAGACUAUCAAACCUCAUUCAGGCUGCAGAGAUGGAUUUCUGCAGGAUGUUUGGGAACAAGCAUUUGAUUGUGCAUUUCCAAAACCAGAGUUACAAGAAAUGCAGAGUAAAAAAUGCACUGGGGAGAUGAAGCUGGAGGAUCUUCCUGGACCUGCCUUUGAAAUGGAGAUGACAGGCCAAAGCUACAGCAUCUACAAUGCUGUUUAUGCUGUGGCUCAUGCUUUGAAAGCUCUAUGCACAUUGCAUUUCAAUAGAAAAAAAACCAUGAGGUGUAAAAAUCCUGAGCUUCCAGAUCUGCAAUCUUGGCAGCUCCAUCCAUUUCUUCAAGGCAUUUCUUUUAACAAUACAGCCGGAGAGACAGUGUUCCUGAAUGACAAAGGAGAAGCAAUGGGUGGAUUUGACAUCAUUAAUUUCAUCCCUUUUCCAAAUCGAUCCUUUCAGAGAGUUAGAGUUGGAAAAAUAGAUCCUCAUGCUCCAAAAGAGAAGGAAUUAUUCAUUGAUAAAGAUAGGAUUGUCUGGCACCCAGCUUUUAAUCAUGUUCUUCCAUUUUCUCGAUGCAAUGACCCCUGUUUCCCUGGAUCCUGGAAGAAAGGGAUUGAGGGGGAACAGUUCUGUUGCUAUAACUGUGUUCCAUGCCCAGAAGGGAAGAUUUCAAAUGAAAAUGAUAUGGAAGAUUGUUUUGAAUGUUCAGAAGAUCAUUAUCCAAAUAAGGAAAAAAAAGGAUGCAUCCUGAAAUUGGUGUUGUUUCUAACCUUGGAAGAAACCUUAGGAAUUGGUUUAGUCUCAGCAGCUCUUUGUUUCUUCUUCUUGACAUCUUGGAUACUUGGAACUUUUAUUAAGUACAGGAAUACUCCCAUUGUCAGAGCCAACAACCGGUCCCUCACCUACACCCUCCUUGUCUCUCUUCUGCUCUGUUUUCUCUCCUCUUUGUUCUUCCUCAGUCAGCCUGGCAAAGUGACUUGCCUUCUCCGACAAUCAGCUUUUGGCAUCACUUUCUCAGUGGCCAUUUCUAGUGUAUUGGCCAAAACGAUCACUGUGGUUGUGGCUUUCAUGGCCACUAAACCAGGAUCUCAGAUGAGGAAAUGGGUGGGGAAAAGAUUGGCUUUUUGUACUGUCCUUUUCUGUUCUCUCUUCCAGGUAUGUAUUUGUAUUCUUUGGUUGUCAAUAUCUCCCCCAUUCCCUGAAUUGGACAUGCACUCAGAGCUCAAGGAAAUGAUUUUACAGUGUAAUGAGGGGUCAGCUUUCUUCUUCUACUGUGUCUUGGGCUACAUGGGUAUCUUGGCCAUUGCCAGCUUUAUUGUAGCUUUCCUUGCCCGUAAAUUACCUGACAGCUUUAAUGAAGCCAAGUUCAUCACCUUCAGCAUGUUGGCCUUUUGCAGUGUGUGGAUCUCCUUCUUUCCAGCCUAUCUGAGCACAAAAGGCAAAGCCAUGGUAGCUGUGGAGGUCUUCUCCAUCUUGUCCUCCAGUGCUGCAUUACUGGGAUGCAUAUUCUUGCCAAAGUGCUACAUCAUUGUUUUACGGCCACAGCUCAACCACCGGAAGCAACUCAUAAAGAAGAAUUAGUGUACCACAUGUUAUUUCUCAGUAGGAGAAAUUGCUCUCUAAAAAGAAUAAAAAGACUGCUUGACCAGUAGAGAAAACAUAUAAGUUUUUCUUUCUGUCACAGAAAA
This is a messenger RNA of Pantherophis guttatus, 2606 nucleotides long. RefSeq names its product vomeronasal type-2 receptor 26-like. Lineage: Eukaryota; Metazoa; Chordata; Lepidosauria; Squamata; Colubridae. The record is from RefSeq and is a predicted model, not a curated record. Gene Ontology annotation, biological process: G protein-coupled receptor signaling pathway. Gene Ontology annotation, molecular function: G protein-coupled receptor activity. Gene Ontology annotation, cellular component: plasma membrane.